Molecule: messenger RNA, 615 nt
Organism: Rodentolepis nana
Lineage: Eukaryota; Metazoa; Platyhelminthes; Cestoda; Cyclophyllidea; Hymenolepididae
Source: the annotation of a GenBank genome assembly
AUGAUAACACCUCAGGCAGAUGUAUGGACACUUGGUGUUCUGAUGACAGACUUACUUGGCAGGAAAAUUCGAAUAGGUGGUGCUAAGAGUAGAUCAAUGCUGCAAAGAGCGGUCGGAGGCAUUUGGAAUAUCGACCGCUUCUCUAGACUAAGAGGGGAUCUGAGGGAAUUCUUCACUAGGACUUUUACUUACUCCUAUGUUUUACGCCCAAAUAUUCCAGAGCUUCAAGAACUCGCCUUCUUCAAGUACGUUAAUUGGGACGAAGUGGAAUCACUUUACUAUAGACCACCUUUCACAGGCUAUCAGUUGAAACAAAUCUCUAGAAAAAUAGAACUUAGAUUUGAUCCCUACAAUCCAAGUUUAUUGACAUCUAUGUACAGUAAGCCGAUGCCACAAGUUGUGAAUGGCAGAUUGAAAUACGAAUACGACCAAACUGGAAAUCCAUAUGUUGUAGCGGUCGAACCCGAGCCAUCACGAUUCCGCGAGAUCGGCUUUUCAACAAUGCAAGUCACCGAAUAUUUGGAAAAAUUCAAUUUUAUCCACCCAACUUUAAAUUGCUAUCGAUUUUUAUUAGACGGUAAAACCACUGUUAAAUAUGUUGAAGAUGAUUCCUGA